AUGAGCACACCUACUAGCUUUGAAAGUUAUGAACCACAACAAAACAGAGCUUUGUCACCAAGAACUACUGCAGCAGCAAUGAGAAAUCCUUCGCCAAGUUCAAAUGAAGGUGAUGACGAAUCGACCAUUGAUAUUAAUAAUCACCACAGUAGUCAACAAUUGCCAAAACUCAAAAAUGGUAGUAUGAAAAGCAGAACUCCUUCAAAUGAUGUUGAUGGAAGUAAUAGUCAGUAUCCAUCUGACUAUGUAGAUAAUGAUUUCAUGAUGGAUAACGAAUACAAUGAUUAUGAAGAGUUAAGGAAGGCAAUAAUAGUGAAGAGGAGAUUAUCUAGUAUCAAACGACCUCAUGGUCCAUAUAUUGAUGACCAACUAGCGAUAAAUAAAAACUCAAUCAUGCGAUUACCAACUGAAGUGUUGUUGCAAAUAUUCCAUUACUUGGAAAGAAAAGACUGGUACCUACUUGCAACAACAUGUAGUGAAAUUGCUGAUUUGAUUAUAGAAAUGUUGUGGUUUCGUCCAAAUAUGCAAAAUGAUACAUCGUUCAAAAAGAUAAGACAAGUAAUGGAGAUCAACCGAUUCAAAACUCAUUGGGAUUAUCGACAAUUUAUCAAGCGUUUGAAUUUGUCAUUUAUGACAAAACUAGUUGAUGAUAAGUUGCUCAACUUAUUUGUUGGAUGUCCCAAAUUGGAGAGAUUGACAUUGGUGAAUUGUGCCAAACUAACACGUACUCCGAUAACCAAUGUACUUCAAGGAUGUGAAAGACUACAGUCUAUUGACUUGACGGGGGUCACUGAUAUCCACGACGAUAUUAUAAAUGCAUUGGCAGAUAACUGUCCUAGAUUACAAGGAUUAUAUGCACCAGGAUGUGGCAAUGUAAGCGAACCAACUAUCAUUAAAUUGUUGAAAGGUUGUCCCAUGUUGAAGAGAUUGAAGUUUAAUUCGAGCACGAAUAUAACUGAUGCUAGUAUUCAAGUCAUGUAUGAAAAUUGUAAAGCGUUGGUUGAAAUUGAUUUGCAUGGUUGUGAAAACGUCACUGAUCAGUAUUUGAAACGUAUCUUUUUGGAAUUGACACAAUUGAGAGAAUUUAGAAUUAGUAGCGCCCCUGGCAUUACUGAUAAACUAUUUGAAUUGAUUCCUGAUGGACACAUUUUGGAGAAACUAAGGAUUAUCGAUAUCACUGGAUGUAAUGCCAUAACUGAUCGAUUGGUGGAAAAAUUGGUGGUUUGUGCACCUAGAUUACGAAAUGUGGUUUUGAGUAAAUGUAUGCAAAUAACUGAUGCAAGUUUAAGAGCAUUGAGUAAACUUGGCAGAAGCUUGCAUUAUAUCCACUUAGGUCAUUGUGGAUUGAUUACAGAUUAUGGAGUGGCAGCGUUGGUUAGAUAUUGUCAUCGAAUACAAUAUAUUGAUCUCGCAUGUUGUUCACAAUUGACUGAUUGGACAUUGGUUGAGCUUGCCAAUUUACCAAAAUUGAGAAGAAUUGGAUUAGUUAAAUGUUCAAUGAUAACGGAUUCAGGAAUUUUGGAGUUGGUCAGACGUCGUGGCGAACAAGAUUGUCUUGAGAGGGUACAUUUAUCUUAUUGUACAAACUUAAACAUCGGACCCAUAUAUUUGUUACUCAAGAGUUGUCCUAAAUUGACUCAUUUAUCUCUAACUGGAAUUUCAGCAUUUUUGAGAAGAGAAAUCACGCAAUAUUGUCGUGAUCCACCGCCAGAUUUCAACGAACAUCAAAAAUCAUUAUUUUGUGUCUUUAGUGGCCAUGGUGUUAACCAAUUACGCAAUUACCUAACUCAAGUAAUGGAAGAAAGGACUUAUCAAAUUGAACAAGGUGAUAUUCAUGCAUUGUUUAAUGAAAGAAGACGUAGAUUUUUGAAUGGUGAAGCUGAACCUGGUGAUGCAGGAGAAGCAGAAGGGGGGGGAGAAGAAGAAUUAAAUGUAUGGGAACGAAGAUUCCCCAUAACUAGAUGGGGUGACAAUAAUAAUGCAUUGAAUCAAGAGAUGGUUGAAAUUAAUCGUGAAAUUUUUAGAGAGUUGAAUGAAGGCAAUAUGGGUCCUGAAGAAAUGAGAGAGCAUUUUCAACGAUUGAUUCGUAAUCAUCAUCAACAAAGAUUGCAGGAACAUAAUGCUAGAGCAAGAGCUAAUCAGAGACAGGCUGAGGCUCCUCAGCAACAGCAACCGAGGACUGCGGUACAACAACAACAGCAACAACCAGAAGAAGCACCACCCCAACCACCUCGUCCACAGCAACAACAAAAUGCUACACCUCAGCAGAUGUUCCCACCUACAAAUUUCCCCAAUGACACCCAAUUCUUCCAUCAAAAUACUAAUCCACAAAAUGCGCCACAAAUUGAACAAGCUCCAACUUUUCCUAAUCGUGCUCAACAACAACAUGAUCAACAGCCGCUACCCGGAUUUCGCAACCAACGACAGCAGCAGCAGCAACAACAACAAGCGCAACGGACCAAUUAUCAAAAUCUUGAUGAUACUGUAGUUAUUGGAGAUCGAGGGCUUACUGAUACCGUAGUUAUUGGAACUCCAAAUCUUGCUAAUAUGGUGGUUAUUGAAAAUGGCGGCGAAGAAGAAGAUGUCGAAAUGGUUGAUGCAGAAACUGGAACCAGGACAGGAACUGUGACCGAACUUGGCGAUGGCAAUUUGUUUCCAAGAAUGGGGUGA
Messenger RNA from Lodderomyces orthopsilosis Co 90-125, 2670 nucleotides. It is a transcript of the gene GRR1, whose product is annotated as SCF ubiquitin ligase complex subunit. The coding region runs from base 1 to 2670 and encodes 889 amino acids. Gene Ontology annotation, molecular function: protein binding. NCBI's taxonomy places the organism in Eukaryota, Fungi, Ascomycota, Pichiomycetes, Serinales, Debaryomycetaceae. The transcript has a single exon. The record is from RefSeq and is a predicted model, not a curated record.